Messenger RNA from Syngnathoides biaculeatus (alligator pipefish), 1595 nucleotides. RefSeq names its product oocyte zinc finger protein XlCOF6.1-like. Lineage: Eukaryota; Metazoa; Chordata; Actinopteri; Syngnathiformes; Syngnathidae. The record is from RefSeq and is a predicted model, not a curated record. The transcript is spliced from 3 exons. Gene Ontology annotation, molecular function: RNA polymerase II cis-regulatory region sequence-specific DNA binding; DNA-binding transcription factor activity, RNA polymerase II-specific. Gene Ontology annotation, biological process: regulation of transcription by RNA polymerase II. Bases 148 to 1335 code for a protein of 395 amino acids.
CUUUGCUUUGGAGUGCCGCAAGAGGGCACAGCAGUGCAAUGGUCCCUUUGGCCGGGCGAGUUGCUCGACAAAUCCCGUCGAAGAAGAAAGAUGCGGAACUAGCAACGCUUCUCGACACCCCAUAAAAUUACGAUUCCAAGAACGAUCAUGUCGGACGAGGAGCAACUCGGCCGAGCGAGAGAGGAGAACAAAGGACAAAGACGACAACUGCGAGUCGAUUGCAAGACGCAAACAGAGCUGGGUAGCGAAGACGUUCGGCAGUUAAUUGGUCAUCAAGAUGAAUCGUUAUGGGGAGGCUCCAGUUUGGAGCAUCAACAGCCCUGCCACAAUAAUGAGGAAACCAAGGAUCCACAGCUCAUCCAUGUUAAAGAAGAGGAGGAGGAGACUGUCGUCAGCAAGUUUCCACUGACUGUUGGUUCUGUGGCGAGUCAACAUAGUGAAGACGAAGCAUCAGAGUGGAGACAGCGUCAUCAUCAGAGUCCAAGUGGAAAUCACCAUGGAGGACCACCACCUCCCAAACUCUUUGGUCCACUGUCACAGAAAGAUAAAUGUGAUACACACCAUGAAGGUGAACAAUCAGGCUGUGAAAAGGAGACCACUGCUAACAAGAAAACUCCUGAAACGCACAGAAGACGUGCUGCUAAACAACAGUUGAAAUGUUCAUUUUGUGAUGAGUGUUUUUCUGAUGAAAAUACUUUAAAACUACACUUGCAGAAACACACAGGAGACAGACCUUAUAACUGUUUAGUUUGUGGUGACACGUUUGUCCGAAAAGGAAAUCUGAAAGUACACAUGAAAAGACACACGGGAGAAAAACCUUUUUGUUGUGCAGUUUGUGGUAAAUGUUUUACUCGAAAGGAAAAUUGGACUGUACACAUGAGAACCCACACGGGAGAAAAACCCUUCAGUUGCCCAUUUUGUGCUAAGACAUUCCUUCUGAAGUCAAAUAUGUUGACACACAUGCGAAUUCACACAGGAGAAAAACCUUUCUCUUGUUCUGUUUGUGACAAAAGCUUCACACAUAAGUCUGAUUUGAAUAGACACAUGAGGACACACACAGGAGAAAAACCCUUUAGUUGUUCAGUUUGUGGUAAAACUUUCCUUCAUAAGUCAAACAUGGUGUCACACAUGAGAACAUACACAGGAGAAAAACCUUUCACUUGCUCUGUUUGUGAUAAAAGCUUUUCUUAUAAGUCUGAUCUGAAUAGACACAUGAGUAUACAUACGGGAGAAAAACCCUUUAGUUGUGCUAUUUGUGAGAAAAGCUUUUCUUCGAAGUCUGAUUUGAACAGACACACCAGGACGCACAUAGGAAAACAUGUUGAAUUGUCAUAGGUAGACUUUUUUUGGUGAUUGUGUCAGUAUCCCCCAAAAAAGUAGAACUAGCAGUAGUAGAAUACAAAGCACGAAGGACACUGGAUAUUCAAUACGUUCACAUUUAUUUCAAUGCAUGGACGUUUUGUAGAAAAUAUAAAUUAGUAUAGUGAAGUUUUCUGUCAUCAUCUUGAUUGUGUAGACUGCAAAAGCACAAAUGUAUUGGAAUUCUACUGUGCUGUAUCGUUUGGUAUAGAAAUUAAAUGUAAUCAUUUAAAUCA